AUGUCUUUAUCAAUAGAGCUUUCUCACUUGGCCGGAUUGAGAUCUAGCGCUGCUACUAACCUUCUCCCUCGCAUAUCUUCUCUUCUCCCUCGUUUACCUGAAAUAUCCAUAACUUUGCAAGGAUCUCCAGCGUCAUCAAAUGCCCAAGAAAAUGAAAUAUCAAGUCAAAUUGAUGAGUUGAAGCAACGGAUCCAGAACUCCAUCGAAAUAGGAACUCAAUCCGCCCUCUCUCUAUGGGAUGGUAUUCUCAGAGCUGCCCCAAAAAAGAAGGUGUCUCAUCAGAAAAAGAGACAAAGACAAUUGGCCCCAGGAAAAAAGCAAUUACAACACUUGAAUAAUUUGAAUAGAUGUCCUUCAUGUGGUCACUAUAAAAGAGCCCAUACCUUGUGCAUGAAUUGUGUUGGUGAAAUCAGAAAAUACUGGAAACAGUUAGAUGCUGCUAAGAAUGAACAAGAAGUUUCAAAACCUGACCAAGAAAAGGAAGUUAUGAAGGUUGGUGACUCUGAAGAAUCAGUGGAUUCAGUGGAUCAAAGAAUACUUUAUCCAGGUAAAAGAAAAUUCCUCAACGAAUUAAAGCACGUUGAAAAGGAAGAAUAUUUGGAACGUCGUCCUAAGACUUUGCCUGUUGAAAAAUAG
Molecule: messenger RNA, 636 nt
Organism: Saccharomycopsis crataegensis
Lineage: Eukaryota; Fungi; Ascomycota; Saccharomycetes; Ascoideales; Saccharomycopsidaceae
Gene: MRPL32
Product: mitochondrial 54S ribosomal protein bL32m MRPL32
Exons: 1
Coding region: 1-636 (211 amino acids)
Biological process (GO): translation
Cellular component (GO): mitochondrial large ribosomal subunit
Molecular function (GO): structural constituent of ribosome
Source: RefSeq, a predicted model, not a curated record